AUGUCUGUUACAGAUUUGAAAAUAACGGAUGAGAAAGUAUCCUUACAUCACAGCACUGAGAAGGAGAAAACUAUAAGGCAACCUGGUUAUUUCUCUUCGGGAUAUACUGUGAAAAAAAUUUGGGUUGGAAUCUGCUUGCUUCUGGUGGAGAUGUGUGAGAGGUUCACUUUCUUUGAAGUUGUCUGCAAUAUGAUCCCCUUUUGCACUGUCAAGCUUGGCUAUCCCAAUUACCAAGCAGCCAUUUUGAACUUGUGUUUUAUUGGAACUUCAGUACUUAGCCCAGUGUUUGCAGGAUGGCUUGCUGAUGUCUGUCUAGGAAGAAACAAACUGGUAUAUGUUUGCUUAUGUCUACAUUUUCUGGGCUCUGCUUUGUUAUCUGUGGUUGCUUUUCCCUUGGAAGAUUUCUAUAUAGGCACUUACCAUAUGAUUAACAAUAUACCAAAAAAAGAGCAGAGCAGGCUGUUUUACAUAGCGCUAUUAGCCAUCUGCCUUGGCACAGGAGGAAUGAGAGCCAUCGUCUGCCCACUGAGUGCUUACAGCCUUCAGGAGUAUGGAUCCCAGAAACAGGUGUCUUUUUUUAACUGGUUUUGUUGGAUCAUGAACCUGAAAGCAACUGUUGUCUUUCUGGGAAUAUCUUACAUUCAGCACUCAGGGGCCUGGGUCCUAGUUUUACUCAUUCCUUUUAUGUCUACACUUAUGGCUCUGAUAACUCUUCAUAUGAUGCACUGUAACCUGAUUUAUCAGCCAGAAAAAUGUUGCUCUCUCCUGACAACCUUUGGGGUGUUUAUUAAUGCACUGAAAAUAUGCUGUCUGCACUAUUGCAGUCUUGCUAGAGAUGUGACAAGCUGGUUAGACCAUGCCAAGAAAAAAAAUGGUGGUUGCUACAGUGAGCUCCAUGUGGAAGACACAAAAUAUUUCUUCACUCUUCUUCCUCUCUUCAUUUUCCAGCUCCUCUACAAAAUAUGCAUUAUGCAGAUUCCUUCAGGAUAUUAUGUGCAGACCAUGAAUUCCAACCUGAAUUUGGAUGGAUUUCUUCUGCCAGUUGCAGUAAUGAAUGUCAUCAGCAUCCUACCAGUAUUAAUUCUGGCUCCUUGUAUGGAGUAUUUCAGCACCUGCCUCUUUCCCUUGAAGAGAAAUGGAUCAUUUUUGUUGGCAUGCAUUAUCGCUGGAAAUCUUUCUGCUGCAUUGUCUGUGAUGGUUGCUGGCUUCUUUGAAAUACACAGAAAACACUUCCCUCCAGUGGAGCAGCCUCUUUCAGGCAAAGUCCUCACCGUUUCUUCCAUGCCCUGUUUUCACCUGGUUCUUCAGUACAUUUUACUUGGAGUGGCUGAAACACUGGUCAACCCAGCCUUCUCUGUAAUAUACAGAUUUGUUCCGAGUACCAUCAGAGGAACCUCUAUGAAUUUUCUGACACUGUUCAAUGGAUUUGGUUGCUUCAUGGGAGCAUUGCUGGUGGAGUUGGUAUAUCUCAUCUCAGAAGGCAAUUGGUUUCCAAACACAUUAAACAAAGGCAAUUUAGAAAGCUUCUUCUUCUUUUUGGCAUCAUUAACGUUGUUGAACGUCCUGGGAUUCUGGAGUGUUUCACAAAGGUAUUGUAAUCUAAAUCAUUUUAAUGCCCAGAACAUCAGUGAAUGUAAUCUUGAAGAAACACUUCUCCUCCAUGAAAAGUCUCUGAAAUUUUAUGGCAGUACACAGGAAGUUUCUUCGAGUAUUGAUCUUUGGGAGACAGCCCUAUGA
Nyctereutes procyonoides (raccoon dog) is the source of this 1737-nucleotide messenger RNA. It is a transcript of the gene SLC15A5, whose product is annotated as solute carrier family 15 member 5. Gene Ontology annotation, molecular function: transmembrane transporter activity. Gene Ontology annotation, cellular component: membrane. Gene Ontology annotation, biological process: transmembrane transport. The transcript has 9 exons. The coding region runs from base 1 to 1737 and encodes 578 amino acids. Lineage: Eukaryota; Metazoa; Chordata; Mammalia; Carnivora; Canidae. The record is from RefSeq and is a predicted model, not a curated record.